This is a messenger RNA of Lodderomyces theae, 1896 nucleotides long. It is a transcript of the gene GUT1, whose product is annotated as glycerol kinase. The record is from RefSeq and is a predicted model, not a curated record. The transcript has a single exon. Gene Ontology annotation, cellular component: mitochondrion. Lineage: Eukaryota; Fungi; Ascomycota; Pichiomycetes; Serinales; Debaryomycetaceae. Bases 1 to 1896 code for a protein of 631 amino acids. Gene Ontology annotation, molecular function: glycerol kinase activity. Gene Ontology annotation, biological process: glycerol-3-phosphate biosynthetic process; triglyceride metabolic process; glycerol metabolic process.
AUGCCACGUCGUAACAGUAAUUUCCCAUCGGUUCCAUUAAUCGCCACCAUUGACAUUGGUACAACGUCAGCCAGGGCAAUUUUAUUUUCGCAAGAAGGGCAAGAAAUCGCCAAACAUCAAAUUGAAUACUCCACAACCGCAUCAGAAGCACCAGAAAACUCGCAAAACACCGAACAGUUUAGAAGAAGAUCGUCUUUGCUAAGACACGAUGAACCUAUUUUCUCAGCUGAAGGUAUUGCCAUUUCCAUAACGGACAAUGUUGAAAUUGAAAAUAACAAGUCGUCAGUAGGGCCAACUUUGAGAUUCCCGCAGCCUGGAUGGGUGGAAUGUAUGCCGGUGCACAUAUUGGCCAAUGCUGUUCAGUGUUUAAUUGCAUGUUUGAUCACCUUGAGGAAAAUCAACCAAAACCCCAAUUUGAAAGUCAAGUACAAGGUUAAAUGUAUUGGUAUUGCCAAUAUGAGAGAGACUACAAUUGUGUGGUCGAGAAAGACUGGUAAACCGUUGAGUGGGGGUAUCACUUGGACUGACACUAGAACCGCUGAAAUUGUUCAGCAUUUGGAAAAGAUGAUUGAUGAAGAUAGAAAAGCCGAAUUGAAGGAGAAAACUGGAUUGCCAUUAUCCACGUAUUUCUCAGCGGCAAAAUUGAGAUGGUUGUUGGAUAAUGACGAUGUGAUCAGAGAAGAGUAUGAAAAGGGCGAUGGAAAUUUAAUGUUUGGUACUGUUGACACAUGGUUGAUUUACAACUUGACCAAGGAAAAAUCAUUUGUUACUGAUAUCACCAAUGCAUCAAGAACCUAUUUCAUGGAUUUGGAAACUCACGAUUAUGAUGAUGAUUUAUUGGAUUUCUGGGGUAUAGAUCCAACAAGAAUCCAAUUACCCAAGAUUGUAUCCUCGUCGGAGCAUUAUGGUGCGUUUGCUCCUCCCAAUUUAUCCAAUUUAGGAUUCCAUAAUAAAAUCACCCAGGAAGCUUAUGAUAUUUUGAAAACAAUCACUGGUGUUCCAAUCUGUGGUUGUUUGGGUGACCAGAGUGCGUCAUUGGUGGGACAAUUGGCAUUGAAGCCCGGCUCGGCCAAAUGUACUUAUGGUACUGGUUGUUUCUUGUUGUACAAUACAGGUACUCGUAAAUUGAUUAGUUCUCAUGGUGCAUUGACAACCUUUGGGUUCUGGUUCCCGUCACUUGAUGGUGCUGAUGGAAAACCACAUUAUGCUUUGGAAGGUUCGGUUGCCGUUGCUGGUUCCAUUAUUCAGUGGUUGAGAGAUAACUUGAAGAUGAUUAGUAAUGCCAAGGAUAUUGGACCAUUGGCGUCACAGGUGGCAAAUUCCGGAGGUGUCGUUUUCAUUCCCGCAUUCAGUGGGUUGUAUGCGCCAUAUUGGGACAGAGGUGCCAGAGGUACGAUUUUUGGUAUGACGCAGUAUACAUCCUCGUCGCAUAUUGCAAGAGCAGCGUUGGAAGGUGUCUGUUAUCAAGUGCGUGCAAUUUUGAAAGCCAUGGGAAGUGAUGCUGGUUCGUCGGAGGAUUUCAUGGAGGAAGCACGCACAUCACAAGAAGAUUCUCAACCUUUAUCGCAAUUGGCUACUGAUGGAGGUAUGUCGAAAGCAGAUGAGGUGUUGCAAAUCCAAGCUGAUAUUUUGGGACCUUGUGUCACUGUUAAACGUGCACAAACCGCUGAAUGCACUGCUUUAGGUGCUGCGAUUGCCGCUGGUGUCUCGUUCAAGAAUGAGGAGGAUCGUAUAUGGAAGGACUUUGAUGAUGUUGUGGCUAAGAUCACUGGUAACUAUGAUGAGGCUAGCAACACUUUUAAAGCGGAGUUGCCUGAUGCUGAUAGAAGAAAGAAUUGGAGACGUUGGGAAAAGGCAAUCGAAAGAGCCCAAGGAUGGUUGGAUGAGGAUGACUGA